UUCACCGAAACGCAGACACGCUUCCUAAUCUAUAGCACUCUUCCUCAUUCUCUCUGUAACUUGUUUUGUUUUUUUACCCUCUUAGAGAAGAAGAAGAAGAAGAAGAAGAAGAGAGAGUAAUGGCCUCGAGUGCUUAUAGAAAUGGCACUUCAAAGGGAGCACCAAAGCCUCUUGCUUCAUAUACAAAAUCAUCGUCUUUUAAAUCCAGGCUCCAUCCGUCGCAGUCCUCAGGUGCCGUCCUUCGCCGCAGUUCGUACGGUCAAAACGCUGCCGCUGCUGCCGGAGAUGAUGGAGUACCUGGAAGAGUUCGAGUGGCAGUAAGGUUGCGGCCCCGAAAUGCGGAAGAGUUGGUGGCAGAUGCUGAUUUUGCUGAUUGUGUGGAAUUGCAGCCAGAGCUUAAAAGAUUGAAAAUACGAAAAAACAAUUGGGACUCUGACACUUACGAGUUUGAUGAGGUGCUUACUGAAUUUGCAUCGCAGAAGCGUGUCUAUGAAGUUGUUGCUAAGCCUGUUGUGGAGAGUGUUCUGGAGGGUUACAAUGGGACUGUGAUGGCAUAUGGUCAGACUGGUACUGGCAAAACUUUUACUGUUGGACACCUGGGCGGUGAUGAUACAUCAGCUCGUGGGAUCAUGGUUCGUGCAAUGGAGGACAUUUUAGCAGAUGUUUCUCUGGAUACGGAUUCUCUCUCAGUCUCAUAUUUGCAGCUUUAUAUGGAGACGAUCCAGGACCUCCUUGAUCCAGGUAAUGAUAAUAUUACCAUAGUGGAGGAUUCAAAAACUGGUGAUGUUUCGCUGCCUGGGGCAACUAUUGUAGAAAUCAGGGACCAGCAAAGUUUUGUCGAGCUGCUGAGAUUAGGAGACGCUCAUAGAAUUGCUGCGAAUACAAAAUUGAAUGCCGAAUCUUCUCGUAGUCAUGCUAUUCUAAUGGUUCAUGUUAAAAGGUCGGUUGGAGGAGGAGAAGAUGCUUUCUCUAGUGAAGUUGAUAAUUCCUCUCACUUGGUCAAACCUGUGAAGCCACUUGUUCGGAAGAGCAAGCUGGUUCUGAUAGAUUUGGCAGGGUCAGAACGUGUUCACAAGUCAGGAAGUGAGGGGCAUAUGUUAGAAGAAGCUAAGUCUAUCAAUCUCUCACUUAGUGCAUUAGGGAAGUGCAUAAAUGCACUUGCAGAGAAUAGUGCUCAUGUGCCAGUUCGUGAUUCAAAACUUACUCGGUUGCUCAAAGAUUCAUUUGGAGGCACAGCAAGAACUUCAUUAAUUGUAACCAUUGGCCCUUCACCACGCCACCGAGGAGAGACUACAAGCACUGUAUUGUUUGGACAAAGGGCUAUGAAGGUGGAGAACAUGUUGAAAAUAAAGGAAGAGUUUGAUUACAAAAGUUUAUCUAGAAAGCUUGAAAUACAAGUGGACAAGCUUAUUGUGGAGAAUGAAAGGCAGCAAAAAGCUUUUGAUGAUGAAGUUGAAAGAAUAAAUCAAGAAGCAGAAAAUCGUAUUACUGAGGUUGAAAGGAGCUUUGCAGAAGCCUUACAGAAGGAGAGGCUAAAGUGCCAGAUGGAAUAUAUGGAAUCAGUAAAGAAGCUGGAGGAAAAGAUGGUGGCCAAUCAGAAAAAGCAUGAUCGUGAUAGCUUCCUCAAUGAAAAAUGCAAUGGAGAGGUGCUGGGUACUUCUACUUCUGAAGAAGUUUCUGAGAUAAAAAAGUUGCUUCAAAAUGAAACUCAGCUAAGAAACACAGCCGAAGAAGAGGUCAAGAAGCUUAAGAGUCAGUUAGAGAAUUUUAUGCAAUCUAUGGCAGGUGGAGAUGCGGAGAUUGUAAAGGUUCACAGAAUGCUGGAAGAUGAGACUCAUAAAAAUAAGAAACUGGAAGAAGAUAUUUUGAUUCUACAAAGUCAGUUAUUGCAAUUAACUGUUGAAGCUGAUCAGACAAGACGACAUCUUGACAGAGGUGGAUCUGGAAAUGCUUUUGCUGGUUUAGAUUCUUUUGUAUCUCAAAUGAGGCAUUCUCAGUUUAAAGACUCUGCAAAUGGGCAAAAGGCACCAAUGGCCACACUUUUUGAACAAGUUGGAUUGCAAAAGAUUUUGUCAUUGCUCGAGUCUGAAGAUGCCAAUACACAAAUUCAUGCAGUAAAAGUGGUAGCUAACCUAGCAGCCGAAGAAGCAAAUCAGGAAAAGAUUGUUGAAGCUGGUGGUCUUACUUCCUUGCUGAUGCUUCUUAGAAGCUAUGAGGAUGAUACUGUUCGCAGAGUUGCGGCAGGUGCAAUUGCCAAUCUUGCGAUGAAUGAAGCUAAUCAAGAGCUUAUUAUGACUCAAGGGGGGAUCAGUUUAUUAUCUAUGACAGCAGCUGAUGCUGAGGAUCCUCAAACUCUUCGCAUGGUAGCUGGAGCUAUUGCAAAUCUGUGUGGAAAUGAUAAGCUACAAAUGAAGUUGAGGUCUGAAGGUGGGAUAAAGGCCUUACUAGGAAUGGUGAGAUGUGGACAUCCUGAUGUUCUCUCCCAAGUUGCACGUGGGAUUGCAAACUUUGCAAAAUGCGAGUCACGAGCAUCCAUGCAAGGGUUACCCUCCACAGGAACGAAGGGUGGUAGAUCCCUCCUCAUAGAAGAUGGUGCACUUCCGUGGAUUGUACAAAAUGCUAAUAGUGAAGCUUCACCAAUCAGACGCCACAUUGAGCUUGCCCUGUGCCACUUGGCACAGCAUGAAGUAAAUGCAAAGGACCUGAUUGGUGGAGGUGCACUGUGGGAGCUAGUUCGUAUCUCACGGGACUGUUCUCGAGAGGACAUAAGAAGUCUUGCUCGCCGAACUUUAAAUUCAAGCCCUUCCUUCAGAGCUGAAAUGCGGAGGUUACGGAUAGAGUGCUGACUGUAGUAGUAAUUCCUGCGUCAGUCAAUCGUAAUAGUGCUCAUGCCAAGGAAUCUUGCUUUACGAUUCUGUUUGGAUUCAUCAAGAGCCAUACUUGAUUCAUCAUGCUGAAUGAGAGGCAUGAUGUUCAAGUCAUAAUCCUGCUGGCAAGUUUUGUGCAAAGAGGCGAGGUCCUGUUAUGUAAUCUGUUAUUUUAGUUUCUAUGUUGAGCUAGCAUAUCAAUAUUUUUUUUUCUUGAUAACAAGAAGAAAAAGAGAGAGGUAGUGAAGGAAAUUCUGGGAGCUGGUUUUGUAGCUGGAGGAACUAGUUGAAUUCAAAAUUACGUCUUGGCUUAGGUGGGAAUUAAGCUGAACUUCAGCAGCUUUGUACAUUGAUCCGUGAGGAAAAUGGAUGGGGAACACAAGGCUCAUUUCCCUCCCUCUCCCAAAAAGAAGGUAAUAGUAAUAUCUUCAAAUCUAUUCAUCAAAA
This is a messenger RNA of Hevea brasiliensis (rubber tree), 3314 nucleotides long. RefSeq names its product kinesin-like protein KIN-UB. NCBI's taxonomy places the organism in Eukaryota, Viridiplantae, Streptophyta, Magnoliopsida, Malpighiales, Euphorbiaceae. Gene Ontology annotation, biological process: microtubule-based movement. Bases 120 to 2846 code for a protein of 908 amino acids. The record is from RefSeq and is a predicted model, not a curated record. Gene Ontology annotation, molecular function: ATP binding; microtubule motor activity; microtubule binding. The transcript has 19 exons.